Seminavis robusta is the source of this 1082-nucleotide messenger RNA. The record is from the annotation of a GenBank genome assembly. Lineage: Eukaryota; Bacillariophyta; Bacillariophyceae; Naviculales; Naviculaceae.
GAUAGUGCCGCCACUAUUCCCGCCACAUCACCACAACGCCAUCUUCUUGUCUUGGGAAGAAAAGUGAUGGUCGCUUAUGAUAAGACAAAGGUCCAGGGAGAGGUGGAGAUUGCGUGGUUGCCUCCCAGUUCUUGACGAGAAGCAAUCGUCAGGAGCCAUCCGGUCUUUCCUUGGGAUACUAUCUCAACCUGAGAAACCACUUUUACUUUUUCUUCAUCCAAAUCCUCACAAUUUUCAAGAGCUCAAACUCAAAAGCACUUUCAAGCCCCACAUACAUUCUUUAGAAGUCAAACACCACCAGUCAAUAUGCACCAUUUCAUCGCAGAAUCCUACUUUGACGUUGUCACCAACGUCAAUGAUACUUGGGCUCGAGUCAAGGCGCUCCCCAACUACCGCGAAGAGUUUGGAGUCGCUCUCUUUCGCAGAAUGUUUGAAGUAGCCCCUGAUGCUUGGACUGUGUUUCCAUGGGGCAGGGGUAACAAGAACGAUGAAGAUAUGUUCAAGAAUCCUGAAUUCUUGAAGUUUGCCAGGCGCUUCACCGAAAUGCUUGACAUGGCCAUUGAUAUGUUGGGACCUGACAUGGAACUGGUGGAAGAGCAACUGACCGACAUUGGUAUCAUGCAUUCCAGAGUCGGAGUCGUUCCACGCCAUUACCCUCUGAUGGGAGCAUGCUUGAUUGAUACUCUGGCAGACAAGCUCGGGCCCGAGACAUUUACUCGAAGGCACAGAGAUGCCUGGGGUGCCACUUUCCAAUUCAUGUCCACCACAAUGCUGCAGGGUGCCUUUGAUGACAUGAAGCGCAAGCUGGAAGGUGGCGGCAAGAAAAAUGGAGGUUCCAUGCGUCACUCUGUAUUGUAGACUUCUAGACAAGAAGACAACACAAGGCAAGGCAGUCAGCCUGCCAGCCGACUAGGGCGGUGCUGCUCGGGCCCGCAGGAAGACGCCAAGGAAACCACAACACAGAAAUGAUCAGGUAUCCCCGUGCUAUACUCAUUUCAACACAAAAAUUUUUUGCAUUAGAAACAACACAACAUCCAUCCGUCCAUGUGCGUAACUUUUAGUCAUUCAAUCAAAAGCUAUUU